CCCGCACGUGAAGGCAUGCUUUUAUUUUGAAGAAAGGAUGGAAGAUUAAGUUUACGGAAGAGAGCUCGCGUUUUAGUAAAUAAUUCACCUUCCUGGUUACAGCGUUUCUCUGUCAGGAGGAAAUUGAAGUAUACGUUCAGAAGUGGCAUACAGAGAGUGAGUUGGACAUCAGGCAUUCUCCCUAUGUCAGGCCGAAACGGGUCUGCAAGUGAUGCAGACUGCCGGAUCUCUGAGGACUGCCAUGUCCCAGAUGUUGAGCUGAUGGAGCUAGGACCUCUGCUGGAGGAGGGAGGGCAACAUACAGCUUCAGCAGGCGUACAUCCAGAGGGGGCUGGCAUGCUUGGAGAAGAUGAUGACGAUGAUGAAGUGGAAGAGGUCGUCACUUUACCCCUCCAAGCUCACCAUGCCAUGGAGAAGAUGGAGGAGUUUGUACACAAAGUUUGGGAGGGCCGUUGGAGGGUCAUCCCCUUUCAUGUUCUGCCAGAAUGGCUAAAGGACAAUGAUUACCUCUUACAUGGACAUCGGCCUCCUAUGCCGUCCUUCCGGGCUUGUUUUGGAAGCAUCUUUAGAAUUCACACUGAAACAGGAAACAUUUGGACUCAUCUUUUAGGGCUGAUCUUAUUCCUUUGUCUCGGCACACUAACCAUGCUGCGGCCCAACAUGUAUUUUAUGGCUCCUCUGCAAGAAAAAGUUGUGUUUGGGAUGUUCUUCCUUGGAGCUGUGCUCUGUCUCAGCUUCUCAUGGCUUUUUCAUACCGUUUACUGCCACUCUGAGAAAGUGUCUCGCACCUUCUCCAAGCUCGACUACUCGGGUAUCGCUCUACUGAUCAUGGGCUCCUUCGUGCCCUGGCUGUACUACUCAUUCUAUUGUUCCCCUCAGCCUCGACUUAUCUACCUCACCAUUGUAUGUGUUCUUGGCAUUGCUGCCAUCAUAGUGGCCCAGUGGGACCGAUUCUCUACACCUCGUCACAGGCCCACAAGAGCAGGUGUGUUCAUGGGCUUAGGACUAAGUGGCAUUGUCCCCACCAUGCACUUCACUAUUGAGGAGGGUUUUGUUAAGGCCACCACAGUAGGCCAGAUGGGUUGGUUCUACCUGAUGGGUGCCAUGUAUAUCACUGGUGCUGGUCUGUAUGCAGCCAGGAUCCCUGAACGCUACUUCCCUGGCAAGUGUGACAUCUGGUUCCAUUCUCAUCAGAUUUUUCAUGUUCUGGUGGUAGCAGCAGCGUUCAUCCAUUUCUACGGGGUUUCCAACCUGCAGGAGUUCCGUUACGGCCUAGAGGGGGGAUGCACAGAUGACUCUCUUCUCUGAGAGGCAAACUGACUUGCUUUUCUUUAUAACCCUACAAAUACACACGCACUUAAAAUGCUGCUGGAAUUCAUCAUGGUCACUUAUUGCUCCCUCUGUACUGAUUUAAUCAAAUCAUCUUUGGGUUUUUGAUGUUCUGUGUUUUGGCUCCAAUAAAGUAGCAUUAAUUGGCCAAUGAAGUAUCGAGGGAAUCUACAACAGGCACUACUUCUUGAAAUUAUAAAGCUUGAAGUCACUAAAAAAACAUUGUGUGCUUCUAUAACCAAUGAUCCCUUCCAAGAUGUAAGUUCUCCAUCGUUUGUUACCAUUGCACAAAGGGUACAUAAAGUAUUAUUUGUGGUGGAGCAGAGUGUACCUACUGUAAUUUUUUUUUCUUGUUCACUUUUUUGUUUGUCGGUUGGCAGAUAAAUAUACUGACUUCCAGGACUAUUGUGUAAAACCAGGACCAUCUAGGAGGAUUAGGGACUACAUACACCCUUUUCUUUCAGGAGAAAACAAUAAUCACAAAGUGUGUAUUUAUGUUAACAGACUUUUUGUUGUUUUUGUUAUUGUUGUUUUUAAAUGUGCUGACAAUGAUUUUGUUGCUUUCUCUCAAAAGCCAGAGGGCCAUUUUAACCUGCAACUGCAACAGAGCAAAAGCCCAACCAAUCUUGUAAAAUCUCAAAGAACUAAGUGAUGAAGGUAAAACACCUCAACAGGUUUAAAAGUAACCUUUUCAUUACAAUUAUAACUAUGACCCAUUGGUAUGUCUGGAUUUUUAUUUAUUUAAAUUUAUUUAAUUCCCUCCCCACCGUGCCCCAUCUGUUUUGGUUCAGUGAUUUUUUUUUUUUUUUUUUUUUUUUUUUUUAAUAGCACAAAAAAUUAAAACAUUAUAGUAGCUGUGCAACAAAAAUAUUUUGUUUCACAUCAUCUUAGAAGACAUGCUUUUAAAUAUGUUGAAAUUUAAAUAAUUGUGCUGUCAAUGUUCAGUACAACAAUACCGUGAGUUAUUCCUGGAAUAGGAGUGGGCUAAACAAACAAACAGUGUACAGAUCUGGAGAUAAUCUUGUGUUUUGUGAACCUCUUUCUUUUCAUGCUAGAUUUCAGAUGCAAUGAGAGGUGUAAAUGUUAAAUGCACCUUAGUGUAUAUUAUUAAAUUUAAACAUUUAAAUCUCCAUAUGGGGUUUUAAAUGCUAUGUUUGCUAUAAACAUUUAGUAUUCCUGUGCCUUAGGCCAAUGGAAAUGUUUUUUAAAUAAAAUGGCCUAUCUUAAGUCAAUGGAGCUUCAAGGAUUUCCAGAUGUUCACUUUUUUCCUGCCAUACACAAUCAAAUCAUUAUUAAACUUAGAACUUCAUUGAUAGAUUUGUAUCAACUGCUGUUUAAGACUCCUUUUCUAGAUAAAGUUAUUUGAGCUUUAUUACAAAGACUAAAACAGUGUGUACUCUUGAAUUUGUGUAAUGUCCUGUGUCGAAAGUGAUAAAGCAUAUGUUUCACUGAAA
Molecule: messenger RNA, 2783 nt
Organism: Thalassophryne amazonica
Lineage: Eukaryota; Metazoa; Chordata; Actinopteri; Batrachoidiformes; Batrachoididae
Gene: adipor1a
Product: adiponectin receptor 1a
Exons: 8
Coding region: 184-1308 (374 amino acids)
Biological process (GO): adiponectin-activated signaling pathway
Cellular component (GO): plasma membrane
Molecular function (GO): signaling receptor activity
Source: RefSeq, a predicted model, not a curated record